GCACAGUUCGUUAACAGUCCUAGUCGAGAUUCUAGGAGGUUCAACCAGCGUCCAGCGAUCCAGCAGCAGUGUCUUGUGUUGUGUCGUGUGUGUUUUUCUAUUAUCCCCAAACAAAUUCCUUUCAAACGGUCCGUUGCCGUUUCUUUCCAACACUUGUGAUUAACAUUUUGUGAACAAAAAUGAAGUCAUUUUUGAUUGCCGCCGCUUUGCUCAUCUCAACGGUGUCCGCCUCUUGGCACGGAGCCGUUUCCACACAGUAUCAGCAUCUGGAUCCCCAUAGCCACACCUAUUCGUAUGGCUAUGCCGAUCCCAACUCACAGAAGCACGAGACGCGUGCCCAUGAUGGCACCACCCACGGCUCCUACUCCUAUGUGGAUGGACAUGGCCACACACAGUCCGUCUCAUACACCGCUGAUCCUCAUCAUGGCUUCAAUGCCGUCGGCACCAAUCUGCCACAGGCGCCCGCUGUGCCCCAUGUGGCGCCCGUCUAUGCCGCUGCCCAUGCCCAUGCCGCCUAUGUGCCAUAUGCUGCGCAUCAUCACGGUGGCAUCCACAUUCCGGUGCUGACCCACGGCGGCGUUCCAGUCGACACUCCCGAGGUGCAACACGCCAAGGCUGCGCAUGCUGCUGCUCACGCUGCUGCCGCCCACAAUGCUGGUGCUCAUCAUCUGUACAAGCGUUCCAUCUAUGGCGGUGCCUGGGCCUAUGGCGGUGCUCCAGCUGCUCAUGUGCCACUCACUCACGGUGGUGUGCCCGUUGAUACUCCCGAUGUGCAGGCCGCUAAGGCUGAACAUUAUGCUGCCCACGCCAAGGCUCUGGGACAUGUGGCGCAUGCUCAUGGUGCUCCAGUCGAGACUCCCGAAGUGCAACACGCCAAGGCCGCUCACUUUGCCGCUCAUGCCGCUGCCCGCUCCGGUCAUGCCAUCGCUCCCAUUGCCCACGGUGGCUACCAUGUGCCUGUGAUCCACAAUGGUGUGCCAGUCGAUACUCCCGAGGUGCAGCACGCCAAGGCCGCUCACUAUGCCGCUCUGUCGCAGGCUUCGCAUGGCAGCAGCUCGCACAGCUCCUGGGACGAUGGCCACUACGAUGGACGCUGGGAGGCCAGCCACGACAGCCAUGCCCAGAGCUAUGCCACCGGCUAUGCGCACAAGGGUCCCAUCCACAUUCCAGUCAUCCACAACGGUGUGCCCGUUGAGCCCGCUGAGGUGCAACACGCUCGUGCCGCGCAUCUGAACGCUGUGGCUGCCGCCAGUCAUGGUGCUGGUGCCCAUGGUGGUUACUAUGGUGGCUCCGCGCAUGAGGAUGAUGGCCAGUAUCAUGCUCACUACAAUCACUAUUAAGUUCAGCCAUCGAGAUGACGAUUGAUACGAUAAUGACGACAACGGAAGCAAGCUAGCGUAUAUGUUGCUUUGCCUCUCCUCCUCACACACUCUCUUCCUGUCUCACUCUGUCUUCUAUACACCUUUUUAUUAGCAACAACUUUAACUUCAACGCUGUCUCUGUCUCUCUUCUGAAACACACACGCAACAACACUUCAAUGGAAAGAACUACACACGGGAGAUUUGAGCUGAUGUCUCACUUGCCCGUCACUGCUGAAGCUUUUCCUACAAUAUCUUUUAUCGAACUAUUCUCGAACUUUUCACUCGAACUUUAUUUACUUCAACUUUACGAUCCCACUGUCAAGUCUCUUAAGUUCUGCUCUCUCUUCAAUUUACAUACUUUCAAUGACUUCCUCUUCUACCUAUUCUAGACUUGAGCAAUGCUGAACGAGUAUGUUGUAAAUAAUUGUUGUAAUUUUUUAUAUACCUUGAAUCAUGUACUGGAUAUGUAUCCACAUAUAUUAUAUGAAACUGCAAACAGACAAAUAAACUGCAAAAAUGUAUUUGAUCACAA
Molecule: messenger RNA, 1893 nt
Organism: Drosophila nasuta
Lineage: Eukaryota; Metazoa; Arthropoda; Insecta; Diptera; Drosophilidae
Gene: Cpr92F
Product: cuticular protein 92F
Exons: 2
Coding region: 180-1340 (386 amino acids)
Cellular component (GO): chitin-based extracellular matrix
Molecular function (GO): structural constituent of chitin-based larval cuticle
Source: RefSeq, a predicted model, not a curated record